Molecule: messenger RNA, 1861 nt
Organism: Helianthus annuus (common sunflower)
Lineage: Eukaryota; Viridiplantae; Streptophyta; Magnoliopsida; Asterales; Asteraceae
Exons: 10
Coding region: 309-1169 (286 amino acids)
Source: RefSeq, a predicted model, not a curated record
GAUUGUGUUUUGGCGCUAUACCCUCCCAUCUCUUUCGCUGUUUUAUACAUGGUGGACAGAGUGGUGGUUUUAGGUGGUUUCCCUCUUUGUUUCAGAGCGAUAAUUUGCUGCUACAAUUCAAAGUUCGAUCAAAACUGGGCUGAGGACUGUGCGACUGCUACUAGUGGUUUUCCACCAUCGGUAGGCUCUGAGUUGGUGGUUUUUGGUGGUGCUCCUUUACAACAGGAUCCCAAAAGUUGGAUCCAAAACAUCCCAAUGGGAAGGCAACUGUUGAGAAACCUACUAUAUGGACUAAAGGGCCGUAUUUGAUGGUACGACCUCCAAAAGGUCCUUCAAUUUCAUACUGCAGAGGUGUAAGGGGCAGUUAUCAUCGUAUGGGUGAGGGUGAUCCAAUGGCUGAUUUAGGUGGGACGUUAAAUAGUUUGUCACCAGAUAUUCUUGAUGAUAGGGAUGGUACAACGUUACAAGAUUUGUCACGUGAUAUCCUUGAUGAUGGCGACAAUGAUGAUGAUGAUGCUGGUGACGAUGGUGAUGACGUUGGUGAUGAUGGUUACAAUGGUGACGAUGGUGAUGGUGUCAGCGAGGACGAUGACAACUUUGAGGGUGACGGUGACGACUUUGAGGGUGGUGGUGACGACUUCGAGGGUGGUGGUGACGGUGAUGGGAGGCAAUUCAUACAAAGCAAUGGGAAAAAGUUUGUAGACUCAAAGGUACAUAGACGUGUAAAGGAAAUACUUGAACAAUGUCUUGAUGGAGAUUGGGUCACGUUUAAAACGAUCCCCCAAAACGUAAAGACGCGCAUGUUUGACCGCUUCGGGACUAUGUAUAGGUGGGAUCCAAAAGCACACCAGAGCAUACGUCAUUCGUUUAUUUGUGUGCUCAAGGGUCGAUUUAGAGGCAUAAUGAGCGAUACGAGGAAAAGUUCUAAAAAGAAAGCUUUAAAGGCGAGGGAAGAUAUUCCCGAUGACGGAUACAAUUUUAAGAUACAAUGCAAAUAUCCGCCCAAUGGAGUGCCUCGUAGGAAAUGGGAACGUAUGUGUAUGUCUUGGAACACUAAAGAUUGGGAAAGAAGUCCAAAGCAGGGAGAGAAAACUAGAAGAAUGACUUAUGUCGUCAUACAGACGGGUCCAAAGGGUUUGACGAACACCGUCGCAACUUGGAAAAAAUAAAGGGUAAAAAGGUUGGAUUCGCGGAAGUAUUACUUCAUACCCACGCCACCAAAGAGUGUAAAAAGAGAUUAAAUGAUGGGGAGACCAGUGCAAAUGACUAUGAUAAGUUAGAGUUUGUUACCGAUCGUUCAAAACGUUCAUAUGUCUCCUACAUGAAAAAACUUGAAAAUAAAUAUGGGAACACGGAUUGCGAUGAUAUGGAAGUGUGGGAGAGUCUGCAUCCCGAGUGUCAGGGUCGUCAGUUGUUUGGGGUAGGAUCUUCUGAUCCACAUUUUGUGUUGUCUGGAACAAAAUCUUCCACAGCUAGUGUGUCAGAUACUCGACAAUCGCAUGAGCUCCAAAAAGUUCAAGCUGAACUAGGAAAGGAACGAGAGGCUCGACAAAACAUUGAAGCCCGUUUUGAACAAUUUGAACAAGAGAGGUUACAAGAAAGGGUUGAAUGUGAACGAGAGCGGGAACAAGAACGUGUUGAACGUGAACGAGAGCGGACCGAACAUGCUCGAUGGCAGAAAUACAUGGAAGCAAAGUUUAAUAAAUUCGGAAAAAAGUAAUUUUUUUAUGUAUGUUAAAGAUCAUGUUAGUUUUGUUACAAAAACGUGCAUUUUGUUUUUUAUUCUAAGACUGUAAACAUGUUUUUUUGUUGGAAUCUUUAGGAUUUUCUGCAAUUUAUUUAAAAGAAUUUGGUUUUGAUU